Saccostrea cuccullata (small rock oyster) is the source of this 9192-nucleotide messenger RNA. RefSeq names its product serine/arginine repetitive matrix protein 2-like. The record is from RefSeq and is a predicted model, not a curated record. NCBI's taxonomy places the organism in Eukaryota, Metazoa, Mollusca, Bivalvia, Ostreida, Ostreidae.
ACGAGAUGAAAUAUGGCGGCUUAUUUUCAAAACAAAAAGAUAGUCGAUGAAGAAAAAUAAUGAAUCAUUAUGACAAACAGACAGGUUUGGUUCUCUCUUCCUAUUGAUCCUUGGAUUGAAGACAACUGUGAAGAGUUCUCUACCAGGUCAUUAGAAAGUCAGUUCUCCGUGUCCAGUUUAUCCCAGCAGACCACUAGAUCAAGGGAAAUAAACCGACUGAAUUACUGCCAAUCCAUAAACCAAGGACCUGUCCCUCGGCUAAAUCUAAACCUUCAGGAAAAUACACACAGCAUUCACACAUUUAAUCUAUCAGCCAGGAGUUCACUAUCUGCAUAUUCUGAUCGGCUUUCCCAGGUGUCUAUAGAAUUAGAAUCAGCAUCUUUGUCACAGAUUUCUUUAGAAGACACAAAUAGUUCUAAUUAUCAUAGUGUAGAGGGACUGGAAGUUACAAAGGUCAAAGAUAUCCAUCAUGCCAAUGACGCGGGUGUAAAAUAUACAAUAAACAAUAUGGAAAACAAUGGUAGAUCAUCCAUAGAUUCUGGGGCAAUGAAUCAGACGGGAUCUACUAAUGACAGUCAUAACGGGGAUUCCAGUCGGGCCUCUCCACUCCGCGGAUUAUCUUCUGAUGAAGGAUCUGGAUGGAAAUCAGAAACAACAGAGAACUCGGAUGGUAAUCUUAGUCUGUCUCAGUACGCUAUCGGCGGGGACCACUCGGAAGAGGAUUCACCCCAGAACAGUGUCCAGGAGGAAUUCUUAACAUCAGCCAUCUCAGAGGUCUCGAAGGACUUCAUUUCGGGUAACUUCUCCCCCUCAAAAUACCCAGGGGCCUCGGCAGAAAGUGACAGCUUGUCAGACGGGGAUAAUCAGGGGCACCUGUCCGGCGCUGUAUACGCCCGGUAUCCAGAGUCUGCCACCGGAAUGUCAGACUGUGAAUGGAAUCCCUACGCCACAGAAUCCGAUACGAACCACACACCACGAUCGAAUGCCAGCGAAGCAAUUACAGCUUCCGCUGCAAUUCCCACUAUCGCUCCAUUGAAAGACAAUGAAUUUAUGGCUAAAGAAGACAGACUUGAAGAAAUUUAUGCCCAACAACUUUCAAGGAACAAUUCCUCUACCAAGAGAAACUCACCACCGAGCCCUAGUGCUAAGUCCUCAGAUUCAGGGAAUGGGAGUGUCAAGUCCUCACUGAAAGAGGAGGACCUGAGUCAUCACCAGCCGUCUGCAUCCUACGUUCUCUACUCCACAGAAGUCAAGUCCACAAGUUCUCAGGGGAAGAUAUCAGCAUCAGAGAGUGAUUCCACAGUGAGGGCCUCUGAAGGGUCCAGUAACUCGGACUCAGACAAGUUAUCAUCUAAUUCAUUUAUUCCAAUUAGCUACAAAGCUUCAAAGUCAGAUUCUCAAGUACCUCAUCAGAGACCAGAGCCACUUGGAGGCCGGUCUGAUGAAUGUUUAUAUGCCAAGAGGACAACCUCUUGUGACCCAGUCAGGGCAGCAGUAUCAAGGGGCGGGUCAGACUUCAGAAUGACAGAUUCUGAAGGAUAUCUACCUGUGGAUGAAAGAAGUAAAUUGUUAAGCAAACCACAAUCUUUUGAUCCUCCCAUGAAAAAGUCAGAUCUCCAGACAAAGUCACAGGGUGGUAGAUCUACAGAACCGCUAGAUGUUUCUCAAGGUUUGGAGGAAGAUGCUUUAUCCCAGAGAGUAGCAAAACUGUUGAACAGUGCUAAUGAGCUGGGUUCAUCUCUUCAUCAGAGUCUCUACAGCAAAGAGGCACUGGGAAUGAGUGACCGGGAAGACUUCCCAAAGUACAAGUUCUCUCCUGUACGUUCCCAGUACCCAGGACUGUCCACACCUAGCCCAACCAUGGGAAACUCUACUCAGGAAGAUCUGACAAAGUCGGCAAAAUCAAUGGCAUCUGAUGCAAGUCUGAGGUCAUCACUAGGAGAAGAAGUUGCCAAGCUUCUUGCUCGCACAGAAAACAUUCCUGGUAAUAAACACAGUGAAGACGUGUCUGCUGCUAGUGAACCAAGCAGUAAGACAUUUAUACCAAUUCCUCAGGAAACUCAGGCUGACAUUGAGCCUAACAGUAGAAACAAGAAAACUGCAGCAAAUGGACAUGCCAGGCACGAGUCAGAGGACAGUCAGAAGUCAGAGGAUUCACUGGACCAUAAAGUAAAGGAGAUAUUACAGAGAACUUCUUAUGUGGAGAAGAAGCAGGUCCCAAGAAAGGUCGACCCCUCGGCCCUGGAUUACUCACGUUUACAGAAAGAUCUGCAAGAGAUUCAGAACAGUCUUCCCGUCCAUCUCAAUCAGGACAACUCUCUGGAUGUGACAGGAGAAAAAGAGACUUUUGGAGAUAGCCUCAAAGUCAGUGAAAAGUCUUUUGUGUCGGAGGCCGAGAGUGCACAAAGUGGUGGAAAGAAACUUCUGUGGGACCAUGGAGCAGACCUAGGGUAUGAAGACAGUGAAAGAUUUCUGGGAACGAUGAAAUCAGAUACAGAGACAAUGGAGGCUAGUCCUGGAUCAGUCAAUAGAAGCUAUGAGUCCUCAGGAAAAUCCAGCCAGAAAACCAAGGAUGAGAGCACAGAGAAGGAUGACACUUCAGACGUAGUGUCUGAUCAGCUAGAGGUGGAGAUUGAUGAAAUUCGUAUUGGUAAUGUCGCACCAGAUGUUGAGGAGAUCAUUGCAAAGUACCAGAAGAAGAGUGGGCCUGCCUUAAUGGAGCCUCAGUUUGAGGAGGAUACAACAGGACUAGCCAACAGAGUUUUCCAAAUCCUGACCACAGAUCACCCACAAAAACAGGCCACAGGGAUACUGGAGAGGGUUGUCAAGGAGGAGGGAAAACUCAUCCAAAAAAUGGCGGAACUUCCAAAACUGGAUUCCAGUUAUGAUGGCUAUAAUCUACCCUCAGCAGACAGCAGCUUCGCUCCGAGGGAUAAAGAUAUCAGAAAACAGCUGGAGUGGUCCGAGAUGAGUUCCCUGGACUAUGGUCACCCCGACAAGACUGGACUCUCAGAGAUGUCAUUUAAGACUGGCCUGCCCUUCAGUGCCCUUGGAAAUGCUAAGACAUUCCUGUCAUCUCAGUUACAGAAAAUGUCUGACCAAACAUUUAAUCACAGCAUUGAGCUGAGAACACCAUACAGGAAUGUGGUAGAAUGUUACACUGUGUAUGGCACAGAGCAGAAAGGAGCCUCAAAAGAGGCAUGGCCACCAGAGGAUAAGCAAGGGAGGCAAUCUGAGACAGGGCAAGGGAGAGAACCCCGCGCUGAUAGAAACAGAAGGGAAAUAGAUCCAUUGUCAAACGAGAGGUUUUUCCUUAACUCUUUGGACACUACUCCUGUAGAGUUAAGGCCGCGUCGCUAUAGUGACCCUAGAGAGCUCUCCCCAGAGGGGUGGAGAAGCAGGGAAGGCCAUAGCAGAAGUAAAUCUGAGGAUAGCAAGUCCAUCUUACCAGACAGUGACCUACAAAGGGACAUGUCACGACCCCUGACCUCAUCAAGUAGCAUAGGAGGAGCCCGACCCAAGAACAUGUUGUCCUCAGGCCAGAGAUUGGAGGGACACUCGGAUGGUACUCCCCCCAUUGGUAGAAGAAAGCCAUACAAACCUAAGCUGAAAGACUCCAGUCCUGGGAGCGGGAUGUCCCCAGGGGAUUCCGAUGUCAGUAACUCUAGUGCAUCCCAUCGUAGAGAUGGACCCAAGCUAAGACCAUACAGGUCUGUUAUUUACUCUUACAUUUUACUCUAUAAUAUUUUGACAGGCCCCCUGGCGGACAGUGUCACCACACUGGAAAGUACACACACAGUGUCACUCAGGCGAGUUUUACGGGGCACUAGAACUUCCCGUAUCCGAGGCUCUGAUGAUGCAGUGGGUCCUUACAUUCCUUCCCAACACCUAGGAAGCAGACAGGAUGGUCCCAGAUCCUCUGGUAUCUAUGGUAACCGGAGUAAUUUGGAUGUCGUUGAGGAUGCUCUGUCAACAAUUGAGGAGAAAUCCAUUUCUGAUGACAGAGAGCGAGCCAUGAGUGACCUUGCCAAUCCUUUAAGUGACUUCUACAAACGAGAUAGUGGUCUAGAACACAGCUCUAGGGUCCCCAUGGCAACAGACAGAGCUCCCUCUGUUGGUAGUGAUCACUUCUCUAACAGGAGUGGUUCAUCUAGGGCUAGCAAUCAUCUGCAGAGUCAUGACCAGUCCACUGGACUCCAUUCCAGUCAGCCCCAUAGUUCUGAGGGAGGCCGUAAUUUUGAUAAUUUCUAUGAAGACAGUAGGAUGUCCAUGACAACGCGAUCAGAUCCUGGUGACCAGUUUGCUACUCCCCGACGUGUGCGUGAUGUUUCAACAAUUUCGGGUCAACAGGCACACAUCAGUAGGGAGAACAGCAGUGAUAACCUUGUUAAAAGUAAGUCAAGGUCAGAAACUGACCUUGUGGCGAUGAGUCCUGAGGGAAGGCAGAUUUCCUCCUCUCCCGCUUCCCGUGGAAGACUGAUGGAUAUGUCUGCCCAGCCAUCACCCAUCUUGUCUUAUCCAAAUUCUCUUAUCUCUCCUGCGUUUCAAGGAGCAGUGAGAGAGUUAAAUGAGGCAGACAAAAUUCUAAAUCAAAUAUUUGGCCCUGAAAGCAAUAGUGACUUAUUAGAUACUAAUGGAAGGAAAGGAGGUUCAGAUAGAGAAUCAGAUAGAAAUCCCAUGGUGAGAGAUGUUCCAUACUCAUCUAGGAGGCCAGCAGAGGAUGAAUAUAGCAGAACUAAUGUACAGAGUAGACAACCUCAAGAAGAGGUGAGGAGAAGAGAAGAUUAUGGAAGUAGAAGGUCUCCAGUUGAUGACUAUAGCAGAGGAGCUGUAGUGCAAGGGAGACAACCACCAGAAGAGAUUAGCAGAAGAGAAGAUUAUGGAAGCAGAGGACAGGUGGAUGAUGUAAAUGAGAGGAGGAGAGAUAGAGAUGAUGGAAGACCAUUAGAAAGAAGGUCAGGUGAUGAUAGGUUGCUUUCUGAAGAUAGAGGAAGAAAGAGCCCAGGAGAGAGACCAGAGGAAAUUCAGCCUGAGUAUGUCAGAUCCAGGCCACAGGGAGAGGAGGUCUAUGAAUACACCAAGAAAGAAGACAAACUGGACCGAGCCACUCCCAACCAGUACGACAGUCUGGGAGACAUCAUGAAGCAGUACCAGAGUCGGCCCCUGGAACCAGGCCGGGAGUCACUGGACUACGACUCCAGACCCAGGUCCACAGACCCAGGGAGAGAUGGGUACACCGUUAGUGCUGCCUCAACUCGACCAGCUUACUACCCAUCCAGAGGAAACAUUGGCUCAAGGUCUGACCGGUUACAGGAUGUAGACAUUCCAAGAACAUCAGCCUACUCAAGGCCAAUAGAAGAUGAUAACAUAAGAUUGGACAGAAGACAGGAUACAGAAAUUCCUCCAAAAUCUUCUUAUGCAGUGGAGAGUAGCUACAGCACUCGACCAGCAGAGAUUGUAUCUAGUGAGAACAUUGCUCAAGACAGACCUAGGUCAUUUGAGAGUCGACCACUUGAACCAGGAUCUGAUCUGUAUCAAUCAAGAGCUGCAGUGGAAUCAUCCGGCUUCUAUAGUGGGCGCAGUGACAGUGAUAAGGAAUACAAGAGAGUUUCUCCACUAGAACCAGGUCGUGGCUUAGAAAGCAGAUCUUUGGAAACUGGAGGUGACCUUCUGUACAGAUUGGGGAGAGAAGAUACAUUAAGUCAGCCCCUAGAACCGGGGAGAGGUCUAAUCAGUCAGCCAUUGGACAUGGUUACUGAUUUACCUUACAGAUCUGGAAGUGACCUUUACCAACAGAAAUCUGUCACGGACCAUGAUCCUUACAAAUCUUCUUCAGCUGAUCUCCUGGAGACAGUAACCAGGCAAGCACUAGAUGAUGUGUCAGCUAACCAGGAAAGGCCAAAGGUUGACAAACAUGAUUAUAUUGAAAGAGAGAGGGGGCGGUCUCUGGAUAGGGGUCAGGAUUAUUUGGACAUGUUUAUACCACGGGCCAUAGACAGAGAAACAAGAAGAGAUUGGUCUGAUGAGAGAAGAUCUGAGGGUCAAAGGUCAAGGGAAAGGUCAUCUGAAAGACUGAAUAGGUCAAGGUCACCAGCAAACAAAAGCAGUGAGAAGGAGCUGAGGGAAUAUGUAGUAGAUGGGGAAAUUUUCACUGAACUUCCACAGGUUCCAGAUGAAGAGUUUGAAGAUAUGGUGAGGACAGAGAGGUUAAAGGCAAAGAAAGAGCUUGAACUAAUGAGAAAAAUGAAGAGACCCAAAGGCCACAUUUUAUCUGAGGAAGAGGAGAAGGAAUUUGGGGCUGAAUUUGACAGUGUCCCACCCAGCAAGAAAGCCCAGGCCCUCAGAGAAACCCUAGAGAGAGACAGAGAUCCCUCCCUCCCCGCCAACAUCAAUGACCUGUGGAAGAAAUUCCAGGAGAUGAACGAGACACAGAGUGACAGCAGCAUGAACACAUCACGGAUGGAGACCCUGACCAGUCUGCUGCGGAACCCAACAAAGCAUGUGGUACAGAGGGCACUAGAUGACCGAACGUACCAAAAGGUCAAGGAGAGGAGGGUGGUACAGGAGCUUGCGGACAUGGAGCUAGAGAGCCAGGGGAAGGAGGGGGACAGCAGGCCAAGAGAGGGGGAGAAGUGGAGGAUGGAGAAGCAGAAGAGACGACAGACACUGAGUGAAGAGGAGAGCAACGGGAGCUACGCAGAAAUCCUGGCAAAGCAGAAGAAAACGGCAGAAACAGAAAAGAGACAGAAGAAUAAGGAAAACAAGAUGAAGGGUAGUAAAAGUGUCCGAGUUCAGGAUGUGAAGAAGUGUGAAAGUGCUGAUACACUGUACUCUAUCCCAGAGGACACAAGCUUCGAGUCCAGUAGAGGAGCAUCACCCAGUGUACUGACAGAGUCCCAGAAGAAAGCCAAGAAGCACAGACAGAAGAACGUGAUUGAUCCUCUGAUGGUGAAACUCAAAGAAAAGGUGGAGACUCAGAAGAACAAGAUAGAUGUGGAGAGGAGAAAGGAGAUGAAGAGACUGGAGAAACUGAAGAAGCUGGAGAUGUUACUGGGAGCAAAGAAGAAAGGGAAGCUUUCUGACAAGGCCAUCUCUGCAGAGCUGGAGAACGUCUCUACAACCUCAGUUCCACAGUCAGAUGAGUCGUCCACAUUCCUGCCUUCAGAUUCCACUCUGAUGGAGGAUUCAGGUGAUUCCACCCGGCCAGUUCUUGACUCAACCUCUUCCAAAGACAGCAGCAUAGAGCUACAGAGAACUCGUGUCAGGAAAUCUAAGGACAACAGGGACUUCCAAAAAUCGUCAUCUGCUGCCAUUCUUCUGGAAGAUUCUGAAUCUCAGAGUGAUAUUAUUGUAAUCCGUAAACCAAAGACAAAGCAAAAGAAAGAUAAAUUGAAUGAUGAAGUUGGGCAUAGGUCAAGAGAUCGCAAGAAACAUCGAGACGAGGAGUUAUCUUCUGCCAGAGAGAAAUUUCAUUUGGAGACUUCCCCUGUUAGGACAAGGAAAUUGAGAGACAUUGGUACUAUGUAUCCCUCCCCAAUUGUAGUCAGUCCACCAACAAUGAGGAGAAGACCCAAGGAGGUAGCUAUGAAAUCUGAGGCUGUACAGACAACAGGGAGGAAUGCUUCCCCGUCCUACAGUAACACCAUGGUCAUUCCUGUCCCCCUCAUGUCACCAGAGAGUCAGAGGAAAUCCAAGUCUGCCCGCUCCUCCAGGGUGGAAAAACAUCACAGUCAGAAGGGACCACAUCAAGAGUGGUCUCCAGACAGGUCAAGUCUGAGUCAUCGGUCGUAUACCCCUCCCAGAGCAAAGUCACCCUCAUCCAAGUUGUCUGGUGGACAGAGAGUCAAGUCAACUUCUCCUGGGACACAGUUCACGAGUCAUCAGAGAAUUGGGUCCACUUCUCCCCCCAGAUCCAGGAUGUUUGUCCCUGAGUCAGACUCUGAGUAUGAGAAGUUUAUAAUGAAGACUCCUCCCAAAAAUAAGAUGUUUACCCCGGAGACCCCAGAGGAUGAGUAUGCUGCCAGAAUGAGGGACAGUCCACGAGGCAUGGCUUGGUAUAUCCCCAUGGAUAAGGAGGUCAAACCAUGGAGAAAGCCACUUAAAGAGCAGCAGGCUCAUGCUGUGCGUAACGAACCAUGGCAACCCAAGAAUGUCAGCUCCAGCCAAUGGAAGAACAUCGUGAACUCGGAUAUCAUGAACAAAUCCCGUGACACCAAGUUUGAUCUUAACCCCGAGGGGGAACCGAUUGAGAACAAGGAGAAUACAAUGGAGGAAUCGGACGAUGAUAAUUCAGAGUCAAAGCCCCUCAACAAAAUGUCUCUACAGGAGGCCUUUAAGCUCUACAAACAGAACACAAUUUCCCACGUCCGUGAACGCCAGAAGCGAGUUACCCUGGCAACAGAGGAACGCAGACUGGUGACGGCCAUGGAGGCAGAGAGAGAACGACUGUUUGCCGAGCAGAAAAAGAAGGAGGCAAAUCCUGACGCACACCCGUAUAGUGAAAAUCUCCAUGUUCCAAAGAGAGAGAGAGAGAGGAGAGAGAUAGGGACUCUUACAAAGCAAGAAAUAAAAGAACGUACUAAAAAGUCAUACAAAAAACUUGCUGAGGUUGUGGAGAAAAAGAAAGAAGAAAAACGUCAGGAAGAUUAUGCACUGAACAGACUGAAGGCUAAGGUGUUCAACAGGAGAAUACAAAGGCAUGUUUUGAAGAAGAGUGCAACCUUGAGAUAAAAUGGCAGCCACUUUUUUGUUCCUUGUGGAAUUAUUGUCUGUGAUAUUGACUUUUGUCAAUGAAAUUCCCUGACAUUCAUAGUUAGAGGAUGGACUUCUAUAUGUUAUAUAGUGCCUUAUGUCAUAUUGAUAUUUAACGAAUUACACUUACUCUUAGCUAGAUCAUUAAUUAGGGAGUGAUUCUGAAAUCUUAAUAUCUUAUUUUUAUUGGUUAGAUAAAUAAACAGAUUUCUUAAUGUUUCUAUGUCUUGUCAAUUGACAUUUAUAAAAAAAAAAUUGUAUUUGUGCCGUUUUGUUCAGUGGUGGGGAAGUACAAUAAUAUGUCAGGAGUUGUCUGUUCUUUAUGGUAUUAGUAUUGUCAAGCAUUAAACAUAAGAUAUGGUAAUUCACUAAAUGCUAGGAUUAACGCUAGUAUUUGUUCACACCUACAUGUAUUUUAUUCUGGACUUAUGAUCCAAUAUU